AUGGAUCUUUUGGUGAUAACAUUAUUUAUAGGUUUUGUAUUGUGCUUGUUAAUUGUUGCGCCUCGUAUUCGUAAAUCUGAUGAUGGGAAACUGGUAAAGUCUCAUUUUAGUGCCAAGGCAUUGAAAGUGCACACCAAAGCCGAAGUUUCAUUACACAACAGAAGGACCGACUGUUGGAUAAUCAUUAAAAAUAAGGUUUAUGAUGUCACCCCUUAUGUAGAAGAACACCCUGGUGGUGAUGCCAUCCUGGCACAUGCUGGCGAUGAUUCUACUGAAGGUUUCUUUGGACCACAACAUGCUACCCGCGUCUUUGACAUGAUUGAGGACUUUUAUAUAGGAGAUUUAGUGAAAUGA
Messenger RNA from Striga hermonthica, 354 nucleotides. The record is from the annotation of a GenBank genome assembly. Lineage: Eukaryota; Viridiplantae; Streptophyta; Magnoliopsida; Lamiales; Orobanchaceae.